Platichthys flesus (European flounder) is the source of this 2576-nucleotide messenger RNA. It is a transcript of the gene sh3glb2b, whose product is annotated as SH3-domain GRB2-like endophilin B2b. The transcript has 12 exons. Gene Ontology annotation, cellular component: membrane; cytoplasm. The record is from RefSeq and is a predicted model, not a curated record. Gene Ontology annotation, molecular function: protein binding. Gene Ontology annotation, biological process: membrane organization. NCBI's taxonomy places the organism in Eukaryota, Metazoa, Chordata, Actinopteri, Pleuronectiformes, Pleuronectidae. The coding region runs from base 58 to 1233 and encodes 391 amino acids.
UUUACGCUGCAGCACUCAGCUGAUCGAGGAUCUGUCUCGGAGCCGCUCGGCAGCAUCAUGGACUUCAACGUGAAGAAACUGGCCUCGGACGCCGGAGUGUUCUUCACCAGGGCCGUGCAGUUCACAGAGGAGAAACUGGGUCAGGCUGAGAGAACCGAGCUGGACCAACACCUGGAGAACCUCCUCACUCGAGCUGAUGGAACCAAGAACUGGACCGAGAAGAUCCUGAGACAAACGGAGGUGCUGCUGCAGCCGAACCCAAUGGAUCACACAGGUUCUCGAAUCGAAGAGUUUAUCUACGACAAACUGGACAAGAAGCUUCCAUCCAGGACGACCAACGCAGAGCUGCUGGGACAACACAUGCUGGACGCUGCACAGGAGUUUGGUCCAGAGACGCCGUACGGUAGCACCCUGGUCAUAGUGGGAGAGUACCAGAAGAAACUGGGAGGAGCCGAGCGUGACUUCCUCCAGACCUCAGCCGCCUCCUUCCUCACUCCUCUACGUAACUUCCUGGAAGGCGACUGGAGGACGAUCUCAAAAGAGAGGAAGCUUCUGGACAAUCGACGUCUGGAUCUGGACGUCUGCAAAGCCCGUCUGAAGAAAGCCAAGCUGGCCGAAGCUAAAGCUGCAGCUGCACCUGAUUUCCAGGAGACGAGGCCUCGAAACUACGUCCUCUCUGCCAGCGCGUCAGCGCUGCUGAGCGAGGAGGUGGAUAAAGCAGAGCACGAGCUGCGCGUCGCUCAGACCGAGUUCGACCGACAGGCUGAGGUCACUCGCCUGCUGCUGGAAGGAAUCAGCAGCACACAUCUCAACCACCAGAGAUGUCUGCAGGAUUUUGCGGAGGCUCAGGCGACGUACUACGCUCAGUGUCACCACCACAUGGUGGAGCUGCAGCAGGAGCUCCACAGAUGCACCAGCGCCCCCCAUUCCUCCGCCUUCCUGUCUGGCCCAGCAUCUCCGGGGGGGGCAGGGUCCACUGGCCAGAACGUGGUGGGCACGCUGGCGGUGGAACAGAGUCAGUUCCCAGUCACAGGAACCAGAAAGGCCAAGGUCCUCUAUGACUACGACGGCCAUGGUGUCAGCGAGCUGUCCCUCCUGGCUGACGAGGAAACUGGAAAUCUCUGUGCAGGAGCCUUUCCCAGUCUGCGUCACCACUCCUCAUUGUUACCUUCAUGGCUGAUAAAUGCUCCUGUCAAUAGUGUCUGGAGUCUCCUCUCUGUCCAGCUUCAAUAGAAGACCAGGAGCAGAAUCCAGACAUUCCCCAUCCUGUCUUUUCCUCUGAAGCACAGGAAGCAACAUGUCUCAGUGUCUCCCACCACCUGAACAUUAACCCUGACAAGACCCAACUACUUUUCCUUUCAGGGAAAGGCUCCUCCUCCCCCCCCCCCCCCACAACACACAUGUAGGAACCUGGGACAGUCGACUCUCCCUCUCUGCCAACAUUACUGUAACAACACAUUCCUGUAGAUUCAUACUGUAUAACAACAAGCUCCUCAGCUGCUGUAGAGACAACACUUGUGUUUCACCCCAAAGAGUCAAAGCACCAGCGUUAGAUUCAAAUCAGCGUUUGAGAAGUUGAGUCGGAGCCGAAUGCAGCCCUGGCCUUGUGAGGGGGGGGGGGAGGACAGAAACAUCAUUAAAGAUUCAAAGAUCCUCACAGUUUGGAUCUGAAUUUGAUUUCUGUCUGCACCAUGUAAAAGAUGUGCAGGUUUAUCCGAGUUUUCGUCCAACAACAGAGACGAUGGAGGAAACUGUAUAGUCAAGAAAAUGAAUCAGAGGGAGUGCAGGAGUCGGAGGAGUGAGGUGAGCUCCUCAGCUCCUGGACAAACAGGUAGAACUCCUCUUCUGGACGUGGGAAAGGAGUCGAUCGCCUGUUUGAGCACGUCUGCACACGUUCACCUGCGUGCACCAGCCUGGAGCUGCUGGUAUAAUGCAUUUCAUAACUCAGCGUCACACUAGUUCUAACUGUAAUAAUAUUAACCCUCAACAGCCCCUUGAAAAGCGAGGACUAGGUUAACUUUGGAAAAUGUAACUUCUCUCAGGGUUCCUACGGUCAUGAAAAACCUGGAAAAGUCAUGGAAUUGUUAAAUGUUAUCUCCAGGCCUGGAAAAGUGCUUGAAAAAAAUUAAAGAAGUCAUGGAAAUUUGUUAUAUUCAUAUUUUCAUGUCCUUCAUUUACACUGAGUUUUAAAUAAUUCAUACGCUUUUAGAAGAAAUACUCUCAAAACACAAGCAGGCAAACGCUCUCAUACUCAUUGUGGUAAAACGCACUCUGCCAGGGAAGUGUAGAUUUAACCAAAGGACAUGUGAAGGGUCACAACAGACAAAGACCUCAAUCCAACUAUGGUCUCAUUCAUUUGUGUCAUUGAAGGUUUACUGUCUGCUUUGGAAUUCUCACUGUUUUACUUAAAUCGUAAAUGUUGUUCCUUUUUCAUGUAACCACUGAGAUUCCACAAAAUGUUUAGUCAUGGAAAUUUGGUUUCAGGUUAUGAAAGUCAUGAAAAUCCAUUAGUCAAAAUGUGAAUGAACCCUGUUCUCUAAAAACAUCUUCCUUGAUUUCUGUUUGUUUGUUUGUUU